Topomyia yanbarensis is the source of this 573-nucleotide messenger RNA. RefSeq lists its product as uncharacterized. Lineage: Eukaryota; Metazoa; Arthropoda; Insecta; Diptera; Culicidae. The transcript has a single exon. The record is from RefSeq and is a predicted model, not a curated record. The coding region runs from base 1 to 573 and encodes 190 amino acids.
AUGUCGAAGAAAGUACUCGGAAAAAGAUUGAGUGAGUUGAUGGUGAUCAGAAAGGGUCUGUACGUUGUUCGCGACUCUGUAGAAAAAUUUGUGGCACAUUCUAACUACGAAAGAGAUGCGUGUCAGAUUUUUGUUCGAUUGGAAUCAUUGGAUAGGAUGUAUCGUGAAUUUCUGGAAGUGCAAGGUGAGAUUGAGAGAACCGAUGAUUCAGACAAUCUUGAUGAUCAUCUCACAGAACGGGCUGACCUUGAAAUGCGAUACUGUGAAGCCAAAGGUUUUCUGCUGUCGGUUCGUAUGCCUGAUCCAAAUCAGACGGUUUUGAAUACGUCAAUGAUCGCUCCUGCGCCGCAUCCAUCCAGCAGUUUUCAUUUAAGGCUGCCAAAGAUAGAUCUCCCUAAAUUCAACGGUGACUUUUCUCGAUGGUUGUCGUUCCGCGAUACGUUUAGCUCAAUGGUCCACAGCAAUGACGAUAUCCCUCAAGUGGCCAAGCUCCAGUAUCUCCUCCAGUCUCUCGUAGGUGAAGCAAGAAAACCGUUCGAAAGAUUCGAGAUAUGGCAACCGUCGUUUCCUUAA